UCCAAGUGCGCAGGUGCGACUCCAGACGGAGCCUCGGGCUUCAGCCUUUCGUCUCCCUGCAGCUCCGUGGGUCGGGAAAGCGGCUGUGUCCGCCCCUCCCUUCCUUCCCAGGGCGCAUCCCGCGGGGAUCCAGCCCUGGGGCCGAAACCGGGUUCGCAGCGAGUCCGGGGUGAAUAAAGAGGAAGUCACAGCAAUAAUAGGACAACGAAGAGAAGCUGAUCAUGGAUUAUCUGACCAUUAAAGUUGAGGAAAAAGCCGUGACUACUGAGGUUGCUUCUCUGCCCCCAAAACAGAGCACAGAAGAAGUGGAGCCUAUCGUAGAGCUUCUUCCUGUUGAGUUCCAGGAAUUGACGACAGUCAAGGAUGAGGAAAUGGACUUCACCCAUGUGGAGGAGGAACAGCUGAAUUCUGCCCAAAAGUACAUGGGCAUGGAUGUAGAGGAUCGUGGGAGCCUAGUAUUUUGGGAUUCUGAAUCUCUCCCUGAAACUAAAGUGUCCCUUUCAAAGCAGGAGGUUUGUGAAGAAGUAUCAUCUGAAAGGGAGCUGAUAAUAGAAAAACUUAUAAAGGGUGAUUCCUGGAACUCCAGAUCGAUAAAAGCCUGGGAACGUGGAGGCAUGUUAGAAAGGCAGCAAGGAAAUCGGCAAGUCAUAAUAAAACACAAGAGAAAGCUUAUGGAGGAUUGUAAUGAAAUCGGGGGAGGUUCAAACCCAAUUAAACAUCAGAAAGUUUACUCAGUGAAAAAGCCUUGGAAGUGCAGUGAGUGUGGCAAGUCCUUCAGUUACUACUCAGCCUUUAUCCUACACCAGAGGAUUCAUACAGGAGAAAAGCCCUUUGUAUGUACUGAAUGCGGAAAGGCCUUCAGCCGGAGCUCAUCACUUAUCCAGCAUCAGAGAAUCCACACUGGAGAGAAACCCUACGAGUGUAACGAGUGUGGGAAAGCUUUUGGUCGUCGUUCAGCCCUUAUUCAACAUCACAUCAUUCAUACCGGAGAAAAACCCUAUGAGUGCAACGUAUGUGGGAAGGCCUUCAACCAAAGCACAUACCUUAUCCAACAUCACAGGAUACACACGGGAGAGAAACCCUAUAAAUGCAAGGCGUGUGGGAAAGCUUUCAGUGACACCUCAUCCCUUUUUAAACAUCAAAGGGUUCAUACUGGAGAAAAACCCUAUGAAUGUAAAGAAUGUGGGAAGGCCUUCAGCAACAAGUCAGGCCUUAAUCAACAUCAGAGAACUCACACAGGGGAAAAGCCAUAUGAAUGUAGCGAAUGUGGGAAAGCUUUCAGUUACUGUUCAGCUCUUAUUCAACAUCAAGGAACCCACACUGGGGAGAAACCUUACAAAUGUAAUGAAUGUGGGAGAGCCUUCAGUGACCCCUCAGCUCUUAUAAGACAUCAGAGAAUUCAUACUGGAGAGAAACCUUACAAAUGUAAAGAAUGCGAGAAAGCCUUCAGCCAGAGCUCAUCCCUGACAAAACAUCUGAGAAUUCAUACUGGAGAGAAACCAUAUAAAUGCAUAGAGUGUGACAAAGCCUUCAGCCAGAGUUCAUCUCUUACUCAACACCAGAAAAUUCAUGCAGGAGAAAAACCCUACAAAUGUAAGAGAUGUGAGAAAACCUUCAGUGUGCGUUCAGCCUUUCGUCAACAUAAAGAAAUUCACAAUGAAUAGAAUGCGGCAAAUUCAUGGAAUAAGUAUGUAUUCUCUCCUGAUUGUGUAGAACUGCUCUAAAUAUUACAGGGCAUAACACAAAAACAUGAAGCUAUAUCACACAAAAAUUGAUCCUCUCCCCUGAAAUGUUAUUAGGUAUGGAGGAGAACAAGAGGUACGUGUAAAUAUCUCAGUUACAAAACCAAAUGCCUAAGCAGUGAAGAGGAUUUCUAGGGGAGCACAGAAGGAGAAAGUCUAGUUUGGUCAGGGAAAUAGUAAGGAGCUGAGCAUCUAAUAUCAGUAGAAAAAGUCAUCAGAGGAGCCAAGUGGGCAUUGUUUGAAGCCGGUGGCUUUUUAAUAGUUUCAACCCAAAGCCAAAGUGGGGAGGACAAGGAUCCUAAAGAGGAAAAUUACCAGGAAGUUUCUCUUGGGAAAUAAAAAGAGGGGAAAAAAACUAAGUCCCCCAAAUCCUCCUUUUCUCUGUCCCUACAUUCCAUCUGUUCAUUUGCACAUUUGCAAACAUUGAAACCAAUAGUUAUUUACUUUGGAUGCACAUUGAUGUUACCUGAGAAGCUUAAAAAAAAAUACUGGGUCCCAGGAAAUUCCCUGGCAUUCCAGUGGUUAGGACUUGGUGCUUUCACUGCCAUGGGCCCAGGUUCGCUCCCUGGUCAGAGAACUAAGAUCCCACAAGCCAAGCAUUGUGGAAAACAAAAAACAAAAAAACUGGGUCCCAACACCAGAGAUUCUGAUUACAUUGGACUGAGGUGUAGCUUGAGCAUCAGGAAUUUUAAAACUUCUCAGGUAGGAUGGACCUAGAGAUUAUCACACUAAGUGAAGUGAGUCAGACAGAGAAAGACAAAUAUCAUGUGAUAUCACUUAUAUGUGGAAUCUAAAAAAAAAAAAAAAGAUGCAAAUAAGGUUAUUUACAAAACAGAAACAGACUCACAGACAUAGAAAACAAACUUCUGGGUACUAAAGGGGAAUGGCUGGUAGGGGAAGGAUAAAUUAGGAAUUUGGGGAUAACACACUACUAUAUAUAAAAUAGAUAAGCAACAAGGACCUACUGUAGAGCACAGGGAGCUAUACUCAAUAUUUUAUAACAACCUAUCGUGGAAAAGAAUCUGAAAAAGAAUAUAAUGGAAUCUGAAAUAUACAUAUAUGUAUAUAUAACAGAAAAGAAUCUGAAAAAGGAUAUAUAUGUAUAACAGAAUCACUUUGCCAUACACCAGAAACUUAACACAACAUUGUAAAUUAACUAUACUUCAAAAGAUUAAUUAAAAAUUAAUUUCAGUGUGCCACCAAGAUUAAAAGUACCACUGGUUUUAGAGUCUUUCUGCACAAGGAUCAACUCAGUGAGAUAGGAGGGUUACAGGCAGCUGAAAGGAUAAUAACAAUCUACAUUAGUUCAUAAGACCUCUUUGUGUCCUUGUUUCUGCUUUUUCUUUCUCUUGUUAAUUAUUACUUCAUCUUUUUUACUUGGUUUUGGAUUCCUUCGCUUGGGGUUUUUUGUUUUCUCUGACUUCAUGUGAACUGAACUGCUUGAUGCUAACGUCUGCUCUGACCCUUGCUAAAUGUGUUUCUUUAAGCCUGGUUACAGUUUUAUCAACCAGUUCUACCUACCAGGAUCAUAUAUUAUGCUUGCAACCCAUGGCCCAGUGGUGGCAAAUGUUGAGCAUAAGAAACAAUCCUAGAGGAAGACCUAAAGACCAGAAAUCAGGAGUGAAGAUGGAGUGACUGAAAGGGACUUUCAAAGAGUUAAACUUUUGACUCCAGCUACAUAGUUUGUAUCUUAAUAUUUCCAGAAAUUACAAUAAAAUUUAGUUGUGUGUAUGAACUAACACUGAACUUCAAGGCAUGUAGGUGGGAGGAAGGGUAAAUCGAGAAUAUUCUUAUAUUUUACAUGAAGUACAAUAAUAACCUUAAAGGGGAUUAUGACAAAUUACAGAUGAUACUGUAAUCCCUGUGGAACAUCCAUUAAAAGAUAAUGCAAGUAGAUGAAUUAAACUACAUACUAAAAAAUGUUUAAACCAAAAGAAGGCAGGAAAGGAGGAAGAGAGAAAUAAACAAAUGGGUGGGGCCAAUAGUAAACAGAUGGCAAAAUGGUAGACCUUACUCAACCAUAUCAAUAAUGACAUUAAAUGUAAAAGAAACACUCCAAGUAAAACUCGGAGAUUGUCCAACAGAAUAAAGAAGCAUGUCCCAACUGUAUCUAAAAGGCAUAUACUUUAAAUACAGAAAGUUCAAAAGAUGAAAAGGAUAUAUAAUGAAAACACUAAUCACAAGAAAACUGCAGUAGAUAUAUUAAUAUUGGAUAAAGUAGAAUUCAAGAAGGAGGUAUUAUCAUAGGUACAGAAGGGUAUUUUUCAACGAUAGAAGUGUCAAUUUAACAACGUUAGUAAUUGUUUAAAUGUGUAUUUGGGUUACAAUUCUGAAUGUGAUUUUAGUGUUAUAAAUAAGAUUUAGAGUUAUAAGUUAUUAAUAUAUUAUAUGCCUAGCUUCAGGUCUUCCAAAAUCACAAAGUAAAACUGACAGAACUAAAUUUUUAAAAAGUCUGCAGUUUUAUAAUCGGAAAUUUGAAGACUCCAUUCUCAGCAAUUGAUAGAACAAUUAGACAAAAUAUUAAAGAUAUAGAGGAUCUGGACAACACUGUCUACAAUCUUGAAUUGAUUGACAUACAUAGAAUACUUUAUAGAACAUAUAUAGAACAUACAACAACUUCAGAAUGCAUACUAUUUUCAAGUGCACAUGGAAUGUUCAUCAAGUUAGACUUUACACUGGGCCUUAAAACAAGGCUCAAAAAUUCAAAAGCACUGAGGAUACUCUCUACUACAUUGAACGAAAGUAGAGAUAAAUAAAAUAGGUAGCUAGAAAAUCUCCAAAUACUUGGAAAUUAAGUGCCACAGCUGAACGCAUCCAAGUAAAAAAUUUUAAGAGAGAAAUUGAAAAUAUUUUGAAUUGAAUGAUAGGAAAAUUAUAUUCCGUUCAAAACAUGUUCUAAUUGUAUGAAAUGCAUUAUUUCAAGAUGCAGUGAAGGCAGUGAUUACAGGGAAAUGUAUAGCUUUAAAUGCUUAUAUUAAAAAAAAAAAAGAUGGGUGUUGCACUUCCCUGGUGGUCCAGUGGGUAAGAAUCCACCUUCCAAUGCAAGGGAUGCGGGUUCGAUCCCUGGUUGGGGAACUAAGAUCCCAUGUGCUGUGAGGUGCAGCCAAAAAACAACAAAACCAUCAUUGCCCUCCAGAUUCAAUACCGCCCCCCCCCCCCAUGAAAGAUUGAAUCCUUCUUCUAAUCCCAGUUUCUUCUUCAGUUUCAUCUCUUUCUGUCAUCCCUUUUGCAUGUUAAGCUCUAGCAUUUAUGAUUGUUCAGUUCCUCAUCACUUCCUCUCUUGAUUCAGGGCCUUUGUAUAUGCAGUGCCUUCUACCUUGAACAUUCUUAUUGCCUUCAUUCAUCUGGUUUACUCCAAUUCAUCCUCCCGGUAUCAACUUAAUUUAUCGCUUGCUCAGGAAGACUUUUCCUGGGACUUCCCUGGUGGCACAGUGGUUAAGAAUCCACCUGGCAGGACUUCCUAGGUGGUGCAGUGGUAAAGAAUCCACCUGCCAAUGCAGGGGGCAUGGGUUCAAGCCCUGCUCUGGGAAGAUUCCACAUGCCAUGGAGCAACUAAGCCCAUGUGCCACAACUAUUGAGCCUGUGCUUUAGAGCCCAUGAGCCACAACUGUUGAAGUCCACGUGCCUAGGGCCCAUGCUCCACAACAAGAGAAGCCACUACAAUGAGGAGCCUGUCCACCACAAUGAAGAGUAGCCCCUGUUCACAGCAACUAGAGAAAGCCUGUGUGCAGCAACGAAGACCCAAUGCAGCGAAUAAAUUAAAAAAAAAAAUCCACCUGGCAAUGCAGGGGACAUGGGUUCAAUCCCUGGUCCGGGAAGAUCCCACAUGCCUCGGAGCAACUAAGCCUGUGCGUCACAACUACUGAAGCCCGUACGCCUAGAGCCUGUGCUCCACAACAACAGAAACCACCAUAAUGAGAAGCCUGCACAUCACAAUGAAGAGCAGCCCCCACUCGCCGCAACUACAGAAAGCCCAUGUGCAGCAACGAAGACCCAACACAGCCUAAAUAAAUAAAUAAAUAUUAAAAAGAUUUUUUCUUGACUCUAGGCAAAAUCACUUGCCUCUAAUAUUGUAUCCUUAUAACCCCCUUUAGUUCUCCUGACCUCAUCACAUUUUAUCAUUACUGAUUCAAUGUCUUUCCCUUGAUAUAAGUGGAUACUUUGUUAUAAUCACCUGUUGAAAGUCAUUCCAGGGGCAUUCCUUGGCAGUCCAGUGGUUAGGACUUGGUAUUUUCACUGCCCGGGGCCUGGUUAGAUCCCUGCUCAGAAAACUAAGAUUCUGUAGGCCAUGUGGUGUGGCCAAAAAAAGAAAGUUAUUCCAAUAAUAUGAAUUCUGUAAGGGCAAAGAAAUAGUCUGUCUUGUUCACUACUUUAUCCCCAAUUCAUAUCACUGGUUACAUAUUUUCAUCAUCAUAAAUAAUGGUGAAAUGACAGUUAAUGAGCCACUCCUAAAUUUAUAGUUACUCAGAAUGGAUAUCUUUUGAUGGUGACAGACGGAAACUAGAUUUAUCAUGGUAAUUAUUUUGAGAUGUAUAGAAAUAUCAAAUCACUAUGUUGUGUACCAGGAACUAAUACAGUGUUGCCACUGAAGAGGAAAGUUAGAAACUUACACUCAGCUAAAAAUAACUCCAUGCUUGUUUUGCUUUUGUGAAAUAUGCUUGCUGUGCUGAGAAAAACAGGAUGACCUGACAAUCCAAUGUAACUUUAAGAUGUUUUGCUAAAAAAUGGGAUGUUCUGCACCUGCUCUUGUAAGUUUCUAUUUGGAAGCUUCCAUGCUCUGUAAACAUGUGCACUAUAAAAGUAAAGCUCACCCUGAGUUUGGGGCCCAGAACUUUGGAGCCUUAGCUCGUCUGGGGCCGCCGGCUUAAUAAACCAGAGUUC
Messenger RNA from Hippopotamus amphibius kiboko, 6623 nucleotides. RefSeq names its product zinc finger protein 501-like. The transcript has 5 exons. Lineage: Eukaryota; Metazoa; Chordata; Mammalia; Artiodactyla; Hippopotamidae. Gene Ontology annotation, molecular function: RNA polymerase II cis-regulatory region sequence-specific DNA binding; DNA-binding transcription activator activity, RNA polymerase II-specific. The record is from RefSeq and is a predicted model, not a curated record. Gene Ontology annotation, cellular component: nucleus. Gene Ontology annotation, biological process: regulation of transcription by RNA polymerase II. The coding region runs from base 222 to 1664 and encodes 480 amino acids.